Messenger RNA from Cannabis sativa, 989 nucleotides. RefSeq names its product transmembrane emp24 domain-containing protein p24delta3. Gene Ontology annotation, biological process: intracellular protein transport; endoplasmic reticulum to Golgi vesicle-mediated transport; Golgi organization. The record is from RefSeq and is a predicted model, not a curated record. NCBI's taxonomy places the organism in Eukaryota, Viridiplantae, Streptophyta, Magnoliopsida, Rosales, Cannabaceae. Gene Ontology annotation, cellular component: endoplasmic reticulum; COPII-coated ER to Golgi transport vesicle; endoplasmic reticulum-Golgi intermediate compartment. The transcript is spliced from 4 exons. The coding region runs from base 180 to 806 and encodes 208 amino acids.
AAUUUAAGUAAACAUUAUUAAAUGUUUGGAGUAGUUUGUUUAGAAGACACACAAACAUCAGAUCUGUCAUCUGUGAUGCGACUGUUCCCUUUUGUUUUAUGAAACUUUCUGGUAUAUAAAUAUAUAGAAAAAAGAGAAACACGACUUUUUAGAGAGAGAAAGAUUAGGAGAGAGUUACGAUGAUGAAGAGUACGGUGGCAUUUCUGGUGAUCCUCUGCAUGGUUCGAGCCACUGAAUCGAUUUGGCUAACUUUACCCUCCUCCGGCACCAAAUGUGUCUCCGAGGAAAUCCAGAAUAACGUUGUCGUUUUGGGAGAUUACGUCGUCGUCUCCGAAGACCAUACCCACGAUACUCCCACCAUCUCCGUCAAGGUGACAUCUCCAUAUGGUAGUAAUCUCCACCAUGCGGAAAAUUCAACGCAUGGUCAGUUUGCUUUUACAACUCAUGAAGCUGGCAACUACUUGGCAUGUUUUUGGGUGGAUGGUUAUAAUCAUGAUAAGGGAGAUGUGAGUGUUAAUCUUGACUGGAAAACGGGAAUUGCUGCCAAAGAUUGGGAAUCGGUGGCAAGGAAAGAGAAGAUUGAGGGUGUUGAACUUGAGCUGAGGAAACUCGAAGGAGCUGUGGAAGCCAUCCACGAGAAUCUGCUUUUCCUCAAGAGCAAAGAAGCAGAGAUGAGGAAUGUGAGCGAAAAUACGAAUGCAAGAGUGGCAUGGUUUAGUAUGGUGUCUGUAUCAGUGUGCAUCGUAGUUUCAGCUCUUCAGUUAUGGUACUUGAAACGGUUUUUCCAGAAGAAGAAGCUCAUCUAGAAGAUGGUGGCUGCAGUUGUCUUUUAACAUUUUCACAGCAUUUUUUGUCUUUUAACUUUUACCUUUGUAGCAAAUUUUGAUACCAGACAACUUUUACCCCUUAUUUUAGAGAACUAAUGUUGCGACUGUUGCCUUUUCUGCUUAUUUAUUUGAGGAUAAAUAUAAUUUUUCAAUUUGCAAAAA